Molecule: messenger RNA, 795 nt
Organism: Mercurialis annua (annual mercury)
Lineage: Eukaryota; Viridiplantae; Streptophyta; Magnoliopsida; Malpighiales; Euphorbiaceae
Exons: 2
Coding region: 1-795 (264 amino acids)
Molecular function (GO): nucleic acid binding; RNA-DNA hybrid ribonuclease activity
Source: RefSeq, a predicted model, not a curated record
AUGAGAACAACAGUAAGGAAGAGGAAUAUGAUUGAAGACGCCAGACAAGAUGGUGCUAUGCUUUCCAAACUUCUGGAGUCCCAUUUCAGUCAUACUUGGACUUCCAUUACAGAAGACCUUACGUUUUUGGAUAACUCACUCAGAAGCACUGCCAUCUUCUGUUUCGUCCUCUGGGCUUUAUGGAAGGCCAGAAAUGAAGUCAUCUUUAACGAUAACUGGGCAUCAGUAGUGAAAGUAGUAGAUAAAGCUAUUUCUUUUAGUCAGGAGUUUGAAGCAGUCUCCGAGAAGAUGGAAGAAACGUCUCCUUCCCUAGACACUCAGGAUUGCCCCAUUGAUGUUCCUAGUCAAGUCAAUUUGGAUGAUGCCUCUCGGUUCCACAUUAUUAUUCAAUACGAUGUUGGUACAUCCGCCCAGCAUAAGUUUAGUUCUGUUGCUGGAGUGGCAAAGGACAGCUCUGAUAAAAUCAUGGGGCAAUUCUCAGCCAUCUUCAGGAUUAUUUGGGACCCAGGUAUUAUGGAAUUCCUAGCUCUGCGUGAAGCUAUGAUUUGGAGUCUAAAAAAUAAUUGGAAAAGUGUUCGAUUUGAAGGUGAUGCCAUUCUGGUAUCCCAUUCCAUCAAUUCUGGUAUAUCUUCCUCAAUUGAUAAUGGGAAUAUCUGUCAAGAUAUCUGGCAACUCACAAAAUCCUUCGACAUUAGCAGCUUUUACCACAUCAGUAGAACAACUAAUACAAAAGCUCAUAACCUGGCUCAAGUAGCGAAAGCCCGUUUCGUGAAUUGGGCUAAUCCCGCUCUCUAA